AUGGCCGCAUCUCAGCAGCACCCGGCGGUGCCUCACGGCUCGUUCCUCAGCAGCAGCUCCUCGACGACGACCGCAGCUCCUACCCGGCCAAAACGACAUGCACCACCGCCAACGAGCUUCGAUGAGGACCGAAACGACCAUAGCCUCCAUCGGUCGACCUCGUCUUCGACAUCGCAGCCGUCGUCCACCAGUUCGCGAGCUUCGAAGCGGGCUCGAGCGAUGACCCAAGCUCAGGCCCAAGCCGCCCAAGCCCAAGCCCAGACGCAUACCCUCUGCCAGCCGACGCCCGCGGCUCCAGCGCAAGCGGCGCACGCGAGGGCCGGCCAGCAGCAGCAGCCGCCACCGCCGCCGCCGCAGGCAGUUCCGGUUUCGUCAGGGCCAUCGCAGCACCAUCCCGCCGGGGCCCCUGCGUCGACCUUUUCGGGUUCAUUGACUCCGUCGACAUCGCAUCGCCAUCACGGUUCCCCCCACCAGCCUCGACAGGCGCCUAUUCAAUUCGCAACCUCGUACAACUCAGCGUCGUCAAUGAACACCUCGCCCCCGCCCCCGCCUGCGCCUUCGCCGAAUUCGACCCUCCUCUCCUCGGCGUUCGGCGGUGCCAACAGCAGCAGCAACAGCAACGUCGCCGCGAGCGUUUGUUCUCUCGAUGACCACAUGGACUCGCCCGGUGGUGCUUCCUCGACAACCGGCACGACUCACGAGAAGGAGCAACGUAAGCAGGCUCGGAUGAUCCGCAAUCGCAGUAAGUUCAGGCGGUGCCACUCAAUUCCUGUUCCUCCGCUCGGUCUGCUCUCGGGUCUAUCGACUCCUCGCCUCCUGUCUUGGUGUUUGGGCGUUUAACACGGGUCUUUCGACCAUUCGAUUCGGGAUCUCUCUACGGUGUUUUGGUUUGCGAGCGAUCUCUACCCGGGACCAUUGUCCUGUCUCACAAGUCGAACUUUCGACUUGCGAGUCGCGAGCUUCACGUCCGAACGAACUCGGAUUUUUGUGGGGUAGACGCGGCUCGCGCGAUAGCGGCGCGGAGGAUUGGGCGGCCGGCCCAGCCCCGCUUAGCGCCAUCGUCGACUCGUCGCCCGGUGCGCCCUGGUUGGUCGCCUCUGGUUCCAGGCCCGUCCAGCUCGCGGGCACGUUUCUGGCAGGGUUGGAAAACCCACCUGCGUUGCGAUCCAUUUACGGAACAAGGACUGCGCACCCGUCAUCGUCGCUGUUCCCAUACGAUCGAGCGACCGACGGCGCGACAGUCUUCUUUUGGUCAACCUCCGAGAGAACAUUUCUCCUGAGCGAGCCCACGCUCGGCGCCUCCCCUGAGGCAUGGCCUGAAAGGCGCCUCCUGUCUCGCACCCGAACGGCCCUUCACAAUUCCGCGCUAGUCACCUACGCCGCCUCAUUUCUUCCGAUAUUCGCUCCGGUCAUUGGCCAUGCUGACCUAGAUUGAUUAUCUCUUCCUUGAAUUUUACGAAUAGACGCUGCACAAGCCUCUCGCGAUCGCAAAAAAGAGCACACCGUUUACCUCGAGCAGCGGGUCGCGCAGCUCGAAGCGCAGCUUGCGGUCCCCCUUCCCUUUGUGCCGCCCCCAUCCCACGGCGGGUCAUCGACGCCGACCUCUCACACCUCGACCUUGCCGUCGACUCGGUCAAGUCGCUCCCACUCUGUUUCUUCCUCGACGACAAGUGUCAGUGAUCACCCGUCGUUGCACGGCGCAGCCUCGUCCGCGGCCUCUCCGGCGUCGGCCGCACCGUUCGCGAGCAAGAUCGCCGAGCUCGAAACAGAGAAGGAGAAUCUACGCACCCGCCUCCGUGCCGAACAAAUGGAGUCUAGUCGACUUCGGGAACGGUUAGAGUCGCUCGAGGACAAGUUCAAGCGGUUCGAACAGUUCCUCGCCGCUCCGCUGUCGACCUCGGCCCCCGACCCCAUCACCUCGCACCCGUCGCCGACGCAUGCGAACGGCUUCCCCGUCGCUCCCGACACCACCUCCGCUCCCGCGCUCGGACCCGCCUGCUCGCUGAACGAUGUCUGCGGCGACGACUCGAUGACGAUCCGAAGCGACUUUGACGAUCCCAUGUCCCCCAACGGCACAUCGUACAGCACUUCGCCGUCGAGCGUGCGCUCAUCGUCGCGCAAGUCGAGCCCUUCCUCCUCGGCCCACUCGUCGCCAAUCAGUACACGACGCUCCACGUUGCCAAACUUGACCCCUCACUCUGAUAGCUCUCGCCUCGUCGCACGCGAGGUUGAAAUUUCCCUGCCGCGGAAGCUAUCAGAACGGGCCCUGUUCAUCAACCUGGAGCGCUCGGCGCUGUCGCCGACCCUGUGGAUCUAG
Microbotryum saponariae is the source of this 2317-nucleotide messenger RNA. The record is from the annotation of a GenBank genome assembly. Lineage: Eukaryota; Fungi; Basidiomycota; Microbotryomycetes; Microbotryales; Microbotryaceae.